This is a messenger RNA of Dama dama (fallow deer), 3897 nucleotides long. It is a transcript of the gene EXD1, whose product is annotated as exonuclease 3'-5' domain containing 1. Gene Ontology annotation, biological process: nucleobase-containing compound metabolic process. The record is from RefSeq and is a predicted model, not a curated record. NCBI's taxonomy places the organism in Eukaryota, Metazoa, Chordata, Mammalia, Artiodactyla, Cervidae. The transcript has 13 exons. Gene Ontology annotation, molecular function: nucleic acid binding; 3'-5' exonuclease activity. Bases 537 to 2264 code for a protein of 575 amino acids.
CGAUUGGCUCCUCGGGAAACAGCGCAGUCGUCGGCUCCAGAGUGUGCGCGCCCGAGCUGCGUACUUUUCUCUCGUUGUUUUCCGGAUUGCUCUCUGAUAACGGCUACCCAGGGUUUGGAACUUCUCGAGAUUUCUUUCUUAAAAGCAGUCCUUCUUUUUUCAGUUCAAGAUUGAAGCUCGAGGAAUUCACUAUUUGGCUGAAAUAGGCACAAACUUCCGUUGGAGAAAAAAAAACUUAACGGCGGAGGACAGACUUUCUAACGUAUGGCCCGCCGUUUAAGUUUCUUAUUUUGCCUUAAAAAUGAGGAAGUUUGCAUUUUGUUCUUAUGGCAUAUUUUUGUUUGUUUUCUUGAAAACGUUUAAAGCCACCUAUCAAAUUAGUACACCUUCUCAGGAGAACCAGUUCAGUAGUGUGAAACUCUGGAAAUGUUGUUAAUCUAGAAGAGGUUAUAUCCAGAAGAGAUUAGAUCCUGGACAUUUCUGGGAUUUAGAUACUAAAGAAGAUUAUUUGAAGACUCCUUUUGGAAUCAAAUAGCAUGGAUCUCAGCAGUGACUACCAUUUCCUCAACCAGAUUUUGUGGAGAAGAGUGAGACUCACAUUAGUUUGUGGCAUUUUUGAAGGAGUGCUGCAACAUGUGGACCCUGACAAGAUUGUUGUUUUGAAGAAAGUGAAGAAUGUAGAGACCGGUCUAAGUGUCCCAGGAGUGAAGAUGUUUUUUGGACAUGAGAUUGUGAAUGUGGAACUACUGGAUGAAGUGGAACACGGUGCAGUAAGAGAAAAGGCUUCUUCUGUUAGUCUAAAUACAGACAGAACCAAGGUGGAUACAAUAAAAGAUGAAGACCUAAAUGUACAGAAGCCUGCUUCUCCUACUCCUGAGGUGCCAAUAACCUCUCUUCUGAGUGACCUCAAGUACAGCCCAUCUGAGGAAGAGGAGGUGACAUACACAGUCAUUGAUCAGUUCCAGCAGAAGUUUGGUGCUGCAAUGCUCCACAUCAAGAAGCAAAGUGUCCUGAGUGUGGCAGCAGAAGGAGCUAAUGUGUGUCGUCAUGGGAAACUAUGUUGGCUUCAGGUGGCCACAAAUAGCCGGGUUUACUUGUUUGACAUUUUCCUUCUGGGAAGUCGUGCUUUCAACAAUGGACUUCAGAUGGUAUUAGAAGACAAGAGAAUUUUGAAGGUUAUCCAUGAUUGUCGUUGGCUUUCUGAUUGCCUCUCUCAUCAGUAUGGAAUUUUGCUGAAUAAUGUCUUUGACACCCAGGUAGCAGAUGUCCUUCAAUUUUCCGUGGAAACGGGUGGCUUUCUUCCAAACUGCAUUAGUACUUUACAGGAGAGUUUAAUCAGACACCUUAAAAUAGCCCCUAAACAUCUCUCCUUUCUGGAAGUGAGACAAAGAUGGAUUCGAGUGAGUAUUAAAGAAAACCCAGAACUGUGGUUCACACGACCGCUUUCACCUUCUUUGCUGAAAAUUUUGGCUUUGGAAGCUACCUACCUGCUCCCCCUUCGCUUGGUACUCUUGGAUGAAAUGAUGUCUGACCUAACUACCCUGGUGGACGGAUACCUAAACACCUACCGAGAAGGGUCUGCAGACCGACUUGGAGGCAUGGAGCCUACAUGUAUGGAGCUCCCGGAGGAACUGCUUCAACUCCAGGACUUCCAGAAGCAGCGCAGAGAGAAAGCGGCAAAAGAAUAUAGAGUAAAUGCUCAGGGACUCCUAGUAAGGACAGUACUACAUCCAAAGAAAUCGGUGACAGAGACAGCAGGGAAAGAGGGAAAAGUACGAGGUUUCUUACUUUGUAAAAAUUCUACACAAGAUAAAGCUCCAAAUAUUACAUCUCAUGAGAAUGUAAAUUUACUGAAAGAAGAAUCUAAGAGUAAACAAACCAGAGUAGAGCCUCAAUAUCUACCUCCCACAAAGGAAGAUGCCAGCGAGGAUUCCAGUUACAACCUAAAUUACCCUGAGUCAGAGGGGGUUAAAGACCAGAGAAUAGCUCAGAAAGAACAUCUCAAGAUACCUAAACAAGAAUUUAAGACAAGUUUAUCUUUGAAAGAGGAGAUAGAACAGUUAUUGAUGGUGGAAAACAAGGAAGAUCUAAAAGGUACAAAACAAGAUGUUUCAGUGUCUCCUUCCCUUCCUCAGGAAACCAGAGUGUCUCCAAGUGGCAUUUUUCAUCCUUUUAGAAAAGCUGUGCUUCCCACACUUCCUCCCUGCCCAGCUUUGGAAAAGACUGAUUCCUGGUUAAAUCCAGAUUCUCCCAAUCUGCCUUAGAGAUCUGCAAUUUGUUUUUGAAGCCAUUAAGGUGGCCUAUUUCCUCUGCCAUCAGGGCCUUCCUCAGUGCUUAAGUUUCUCAUGUUGUAAAUUCAGUUUUACCUCAGUCACAGUCUUUAGGGAAAAUUAUAUUCUCUUACUUUCUGUAUUCAUGGAAUUUGAUUAGGAUGGGAAUGAAUAAGUUAAAUAAUGGAAGAAGUAGAUUUUCUGAUUAUGUCAUUCUGUAGAAAUGUUCCCUGUGGCCAGACUAAAUUAUUUCUCAUAAUUUGGGUUUAAAAGAUUUGAAGAAGGGAAAAAUUUUGGACUUAGUGUUUGGAAGAACCUAUACUUAAAAUUUUUUUGUUGUAUUUUUUGGUUUGAAGGGGGUUGGUAAAACUCUUAGCCAGAAGUUUAAAAAAAAGUGAUACCCAACAAAUUUAUCAGAACUUUUUUCCUUUUUAAAAUACUAAUAAGUAAGUUUAUCAGGUAUACUUCAAUAAAGCUGAAAAAAUCCAACUUUAUUUUUCAAUUUAAGUUUUCAGUCUGUCUUAUGUUAUAGACAAACAAUAGUUAAUGUUACUACAGGAAUCAGUAUAACAGUUCUAGGUUUUUUUCAUUUCAUUUACUUUUAGACAGUUUUGUCAUUUUUCCUAAAUAGCAGGGACUUCUUUAAAGUAUGUCUGUUAUGUAAACUUUAAGUUUGAUUGCACUCUGUUUGCCUGGAGAUGGUAUGCUUUCUUAGGGUAAAAAGAAGGCAAGUUGUCCUGAGUCUUUUUAUAUUGAAUACUUGCUAGUUGCUCACAUUCUUUUGUGUAUAAUAAGCAAUAAACCUGUUUUGGCAUUAGGUUAUCUCUCACUUUUCUUCAUUGUGUCAGGGUAGGAAUAAAUUGGAAUGUUUCUGCAUUUCUAAGUCUAGAAUCUGGAGUAGAAAUCUGUAUGUUUGGUUUUUUUUUUUUUUUGUCCACACUACACAGCUUAUAGAAUCCUAGUUCAUCAACCAGGGAUCAAAUCUGGGCCACAGCAGUGAAAGUGCCUAGCCCUAACCACUGGUUCACCAGGAAAUUCCCUAGAAAUUUGGCAAUUUGACUGUUAUACAGGCCUCUAUUAUUUAUUGUACUUAGGGAAAACUUAGAGACAGUUUUCACUUAGGAAUAUCCUUGUCUGUGCUCAUUGAUUCUGUGGUGAGUACCACUGAAAGAACGUCCAGCUAUGCCUUCCAAACCCCAGAGCCCAGAUCUGGUCUGAACUUAAGAUGAAGGCAAAAAAAUAAAAAAGAUGAAGGCAGGCCUAUGAGCUGUUAACUCAGCCCUGUGGUGCUGUGUCUCACUUUGUCCAUAGUUUAGAAGCGCAUUUGGAGCAAAGAUGAUUUCUGGUUCAUCUUGGGUGAAUGCAUUUUCAGGUUGAUCCCAGAAAGUGGUUAAUCUAGGUUUACUCUGGGAAGGGCAUGGAUUUCUGUGAAAUAUGUGGAACUGAUUUAGCACCUUAUGGAACCAUACCACACACAUUUAUACAUGUUUGUAUACAGGCUACAAAGAAAAAUGUAAUGUUCUUCAUAUCUGAAAACAGAAUUUUUCAUUAUUUAUGUUCUGUGACUGUAAAGAACAACAGGAUUCUGUUGGACCUUUGCUGUACUGCUCAAUAUGGUAGCCACUAG